GGGUGUCAGCCCUGGAUUCAGAUGGAGGCAGCUAAUAUAAAUGAAAUCCAGCUUGUGUGUAAAUCCACAGGAUGGUUCCCUGAACCAAAAAUCUACUGGUUUAGGGAGGAUGAAAAUAAUUUAAUACAAGCUGAAACAAGAGCGCAUUUGGACUCUGUAGGUCGUCUUGACAUCCAAAGCAACAUUGUAAUAACAAGACAAUCGUCAAACAGGUUUACAUGUCGUGUACAAAAUGUACAUCUGAAAACCGAACAACAAGUAACAAUCAGGAUAUCAGGUGAUAUCUUCCCUUCUGUUCCUGUCUGGGUGGCUCCAUUACUUGUGACCAUUUGUCUUCUAAUUGGAGCCAUUUCUGCUUUGAUUUAUUGGAAUGUGAAACAACAACCACACAUGAAAGGUAUGUUCUCAAUGUAAUGGUGACAAAGAACA
Chiloscyllium plagiosum (whitespotted bambooshark) is the source of this 429-nucleotide messenger RNA. NCBI's taxonomy places the organism in Eukaryota, Metazoa, Chordata, Chondrichthyes, Orectolobiformes, Hemiscylliidae. The record is from RefSeq and is a predicted model, not a curated record.